This is a messenger RNA of Exserohilum turcica Et28A, 336 nucleotides long. RefSeq lists its product as uncharacterized. The coding region runs from base 1 to 336 and encodes 111 amino acids. NCBI's taxonomy places the organism in Eukaryota, Fungi, Ascomycota, Dothideomycetes, Pleosporales, Pleosporaceae. The transcript has a single exon. The record is from RefSeq and is a predicted model, not a curated record.
AUGCACCCCACGGUCGCUUUAAUACCCUUCUUUGCAUUCAUAACAACAAUCUCUGCAGUUCCCAUAUCUCUACAUACCGUAGCACGAUCCGUACCCGAUAUCAAUCAAGUUGCCCGGAAUCCAGCACCGAUUGAUGGCAGAGUCAACUGGGAAGACGGCAAGCCCUCUCUCGGCGAUACUAGCAAUAUCUCCAAGGAGGAUCUCAAGAAGCUCAAGGACCUUAUACAUCACUUGCUUGGAGAACGAGCCGCCCCAGAUGUCGCGGGCAUCGUGGUAGACAGAAGUAUCGGUGAUGUGCAACGACCUGCGCGAGACCCUGUUUAUUUUCACGUCUGA